UUUUUUUUUAUUAUUCAUUUACACAAUUUGGUGGCGAGAAGCUUCUUGGGUAUAUAGACAUAAGAAGAGGAAAUAUUGUGCUUAUUUCUUCAAUGAGACCAUCAGUGGUAGGACACCGAUCCCCAUACGUAUAUACAAAACAUACAUACAGUCACACACGUAGAAAGUAAAGCCAUAUAUGUUUAGAUUGAAAAUGGCCAAAAAUAACGAAAUUAUUAUCCAAGUAAACUUACUAAAUGCUAAAUCAGAAGGGAAGAGAAAUCUCACAGAAGGUGUUACAGAGAUAUGUCCCCAGAAAGGUAUGAAUCCCGGAUUUUGUGAAGAUGAUGAGUGUAUAAAUCGAGAAUCAGAUAUCAAUGUUACACCUGAUCAACCUGUAAGGACAGUGGAGUGUACACCGGAGGGUCACACAUCAAGUCAAUGUUCUUCUUUCAUGAAAUAUCUAUCUUAUGUUUUUAUAUUAUACAACAAUGUGUUGGGUUUUGGUUUUGCUUAUUCUCUCGGAAUUCUAUACACCUACUUUAUAAGAGAAUUUAACACUACAAAAUCUGAAACAGCCAUGAUAACAUCUGCAUGUAGUGCAACUUUGGGUGGUGCAGGAAUAUUUGCAGGAAUGUUGUACAGAAAAAUUGGUAUUGGACGGUCAUAUAUCCUUGCCAGCGCUUUGUGUUCAAUUGGUUUGUUUGCAAGUAGCUUUACACCAAACAUAUGGUUUCUGUUUUUCUCACUUGGAAUCUUAUUUGGUUCUGGAGCAGCCAUCAACAAUAUCGUCAGUUACGCAGCCUUGGAGAAAUUAUUCCACCAAAAUGUUCAAAUUCUAUCCAUUAUACUGACAUUAUGUGCCCCAUUCGGAAUUUUAUGUGUACCAUAUUUAGUAAAUUUUUUAUUAAAUAUCUACUCUUGGAGAGGAGCUUUGUUGAUUAUUUCUGGCUUCUGUUUGAACAUGUGUUUUUCAGGAUUGUUAUCGAAAGUUGAUAGAAAACCAAAAUCUGAUGCGAAGGUUGAACGACUAAAAAUAUUUGAUAUAAAAAUAUUGAAAAACAAACGUUUCUUGAUAUUAUCAACUAGUGCAUCAGUAAAUACAUGUUGUGGUUCCCUUCUUCUGCUCCUUAUUGUAGAUUUUUGGGUUGGAAAGGGUCAUCCAAUGUUAGAGGGUAUUACACUAGUUACUUUUGUAAGUAUUUCAAGUUUGGCAAGCAGACUUGUCUUUUGCUUCUUCAGCCUCUUAUUCGACAUAAGACCAGUACUCAUUCUCAUAUUUUACAUAGUUUGUGGUACUAGUGGAACGUUCUUCAUUUUUGCUCCUUUGUGUGAUACUUAUUCACCAUUAGUGUUCCUGAUAGUCUUGAAUGGAUUUUCUCGCGGCUUGUUCUCCACAUUACGUCCCCUGGUCUUCAAAAAAGUUGUCGGUAUUGAAGCUUACCCACUAGCGAUUGGUUAUACUUACACUGUAACUGGUAUAUGUGCAAUACCGAUGGCAACUAUUGUAGGUAAAAUCACAGAUCUUACACAGAGUUAUGACUUUGCUUUUUAUCUCACUGGACUAUUUGAAAUUCUUAUGGUUUUGUUAUUAGGAUCUACAUACAUACUUAUUACUUGUAUGAGAAAAAAGAAUCAUAAAUUUAAACUUGAGAAUUAGCCAACAGAAAUGAAGCUACAUUCUGAAAAUGGCUGCACAUGAUUCUACAUUUCAUAAGAAAGUUCUCAGUUGUAUACACGGAAUAUAUAUAAAGCAAUAUAUCUUACUAUAUUCAGUUUUGAUGUUCUUGUAUUCUGGAUUGGAAAAACUGCUUGUCUACACAACAAAUUGCCCAUGAGGAAAGCUUGAGCCUACAAGAAAUUCUCUAUGUGUUCUCUCAAUUUGACUUUGACAUCUUAAGAAUGGUUGAAUAUAGUACAUAAUUCACUGGAUAAUAUGCUAAAGGAGGAAGCGGUUACAGUUAAAAAGUUGCGGAACAAUAAAGAUUUAUCACAGAGACCUCUAUCAAGAAAAUAAAUACAGCAAACACACUGAAUGGUUAAAUCUUGAAAGCUGAGAUUCUAGUCAAAGUAAUAAACAACAUUUCAAAAGUUGACAGCACUAAAAUGAACUUAGAGAUAUCUAAACUGGAAACACAAACAUCAAAACCUCACUUACCGAAACCCACACAUCUCAAAAAUCCUUCCCACAUCUGAAGACCUUCUGUGAAUUCAGAUAACAAAUCUAAACACAGCACUUGACACAUAAAAUGCAUAUCAAGAAAAAUAACCAAUAUGCGCACAUAAACAUAGAAUUAUAACCAAUCUGCAAUACAGCAUUAAUGAUCUAAAAAUCACUUUUAUGUAACUAAAAGAAACUUCAUAAUCACUGAUAUCAUUCACUGUCUUGAAACAGACUUUAACAUUUUUAUGUAAGUGCUUGUCCCGACUCAUCCCAUUUUCUGGAGUGUUAAGAAAUGAAAUAACAAGACCCUGCUCUGGACAGGAUGCCAGUCCAUUGUAAAAUUAACUCCAGCAACUGCAUAUAAUAAUUUUAAACUGUAUAGAGUAGAGUAAUCUGUAUAUCUAUAAAAGGCAGGAUGUGUGUGUGUGUGUGUGUACGUGAAUGUAAUUUAUGCAUAAUUUUAGGACAUUCAUCACAGCCCUAGCUGGGUUUUUGUCAACUUAUUUUUCCUGAGGCACCCACGGAUAGCAGUAAAAAUCGAUUUUCAACAAUAACUUUUACCCAUUUUGAAGUUUGCUAACAUGAGUUAAGUCCCCUUCUUGCCAUAAGGAAGUGAAAGUGUGUGUGUGAGGACGAGAGAAGUUGUGUGUUGAUGUGUGUGUGUGUGUGUGUGUGUGUGAGGGAGAGAGAGUUUGACAGCAUCUAACAAAACAAAAAAUGUAAAGAGAAAGUGUAUGCAAGGGCGAGAGAGAGAGAGAGAGAGAGAGAGAGAGAGUUUGACAGCGUCUAACAAAAAGAAAAUGUGAAGAGAAAGUAUGUGUGAGGGAGAGAGAGAGUAAGUGACAGCGUUCAUCAAAAAUAAAAAUGUAAAAUGUUUUUUUUUUCUUAAACACAAGAUAUAGUCUUCAAAUUUAGGAUGUUUUUGAAAGACACUAUAUUUUAUAAUCAGAUUAUAUAUACUUUCUCACAUAACAAUUAAAAUAUAUUUAUUUUAAA
Messenger RNA from Octopus bimaculoides (California two-spot octopus), 3139 nucleotides. RefSeq names its product monocarboxylate transporter 4. Gene Ontology annotation, biological process: transmembrane transport. NCBI's taxonomy places the organism in Eukaryota, Metazoa, Mollusca, Cephalopoda, Octopoda, Octopodidae. The record is from RefSeq and is a predicted model, not a curated record. Gene Ontology annotation, molecular function: monocarboxylic acid transmembrane transporter activity.